Molecule: messenger RNA, 1762 nt
Organism: Sycon ciliatum
Lineage: Eukaryota; Metazoa; Porifera; Calcarea; Leucosolenida; Sycettidae
Exons: 1
Coding region: 265-1620 (451 amino acids)
Biological process (GO): regulation of transcription by RNA polymerase II
Cellular component (GO): nucleus
Molecular function (GO): RNA polymerase II cis-regulatory region sequence-specific DNA binding; DNA-binding transcription factor activity, RNA polymerase II-specific
Source: RefSeq, a predicted model, not a curated record
UCCUGCUUUUGAAGUUUUUCGCUUCGUCACCAGCCGAGAGAGAGUACCGUGGCUCGACGUCGUCGACAGAGUCAGUGAGCGCGAUAGCGAGUGGACAGGUUUCCAUCGCCUCCCGUGCUCCAUAUGCACGGAUGGGGCCCAGGGUUGGCAGGACCUCCAUUCAAACAUAAGCCCAGUUUGCCCUCUUCGGAAGCGUUCUCGCCCUGAACCGUUCACGGAGGCGAGUGAGAGGUGAGCCAACUAUUUACUUUCUUGGUGGCGACAAUGGCGUCACUGGACGAUUCCCAUGUGUACACAUCCAGCAAGGCGCGAUUGGGUGGUGAGUUAGAGCCACCAGUUCCCCAGCUAAUGCAUGUGCCCAAACACCGGUCAUCAAGAGAUAUGCCGGGAGCGCUCAGUCGCAUGGAGACUCAUAGCACGACUCGGACUGCGUCCUGUGCAGAAGACUCCAGUGUGCCCAGCCCUGCACGGUCCACGAUGCUGACCGGUGGAGUUGAGAGAAAUACGUACCGCACCGCUUCUGCCAGUGCCCCUAUCGUACUGCCGUCAGUAGCUGCAGCAGAAGCAGCAUCGACAUUACCUGCACCUGAGGAUGUUGAGGAGGAGCCCAGGGUCAAGACACAUUGUGCUGCGCCGUGGACCGCAUUCAAGCCAGCCAUUGCAUUGCCGCACCUAGAUCUUGGCCAGCAAUCUACACAAGGCCAGACGAGCGCAUCGAAUGGUUCCACGCUGAGUGCUGCACGUAGCUCAUCUAGGCCAGCUGAUGGUACACCAUCCAAACAGGCUGAGAAACUGAUAGCUGGUAAGCGCAAAGUCGGGAGUGCAGUAACUACAAGCGUUGCAAAGAAGCCUAAACCGAUGGGAAGAAGUAAUGUCAUGGCACAGCCUCCACAGGGCGCACAGGAAACCGUUCUACAUAGUAUUGCAGAGGAAGAUAGUGAUGGCUCAGGGAACCCUGUUGACGAUGGUGACGAAGAGGAUGACAGCGCAGUGGCACGGCGUGUGCUGGCGGUGCAGAGAAUGACGUUGCACUGUGGACUGAGCGAGCGCGAACUUGUAAUGAUGCCCGUCAGGGACUUGAAUAAGCGUCUGCGUGGCAUGGACCGGCCCACAAUCGCUCUUCUUAAACAACGACGUAGGACCCUGAAGAAUCGAGGUUACGCUCAAAACUGCCGGUCUAAGAGAACUAGUAAAACAGAAGAGCUCAAACAGCUGAAGCAAAAGGCAAUGCAGGAGCUCCAGGAAGUAUCGGAUAAGCUUGCCGAUCAACAGAGGCUGCGAGACAAUUACAAGCAGCAGUUGAAACAGUUACUGAAUGUAUGCAAAAGCACACCAGAGCUGGCGUCAGCCUGGGCAGCCAAUGCACCUAAACUGCUAGGCAAUACUGAUAUAAGUGCAGCAGAUCCUGCUAGCAGCCUAGGCAGCAGCAGCAGCACUGCGCCAGCGAGUACGAGUGCGGCUCUUUACAAGUCUACAUCGUUGGGUAGCUCAAAGUUGGCAAGUUCCAAAAGUGCAGCCGCAAAGGAUUGGACCCUGCCGGAUGACCCUCUCCUGGUACCUCUGGCAGCUGCUAUGGCCGAGCAUGAGAAGAAGAAAGGGGCGAAACAGCAAGAAACGUAAAAAGUUUGCUGCGUUGGUGCUCUGCAUGCCCAUGCUGCAGGCAAUGCAGGAUUCAUCAUGCCUAACUAACGAACUCUUCAAUGGCUAGCACUUUAUUAACCCGCUUACAGGGUUGCAAGUUUGGCCAUGACGGUCUGUUUUA